This is a messenger RNA of Thermothelomyces thermophilus ATCC 42464, 1149 nucleotides long. RefSeq lists its product as uncharacterized. Gene Ontology annotation, molecular function: structural constituent of ribosome. Gene Ontology annotation, cellular component: mitochondrial small ribosomal subunit; ribosome. The transcript is spliced from 2 exons. The coding region runs from base 98 to 979 and encodes 293 amino acids. Lineage: Eukaryota; Fungi; Ascomycota; Sordariomycetes; Sordariales; Chaetomiaceae. The record is from RefSeq and is a predicted model, not a curated record. Gene Ontology annotation, biological process: translation; mitochondrial translational initiation.
CAGAAAAUCAAAAGUACGAGUAGUUGCUUGCCAGGAAGCAACGGGUGCUGCAUCGAUCACGACCGAAACGCCGGCAUUUCCAUGACCAAUUGAGAUCAUGGAGUUCCGCCAGGUCGUCUCAGUCUGCCGCUCGGCAGCGGCAGCAGCAACGAGGCCGUCCCUCGCCAGCACGCGGCCGUUCCCCUCGAGCGUGCUCAUCCAGCGCCACCAGUUCAGCACAAAUAACAAACAGCAAUCCGAGGCCGCUGCCGCUGCCGCUGCCGUUCAGCAGCCGCCGUCCGAAACCCCGGUGAACCCUCGCUCCCCGGCGUACCGGGUUGCCCAGCUCCAGGCUUCGCUGUCGCAGAACCCGUCGUCGUCGUCAUCCUUGCCCCCGCGGCCGCCGAUCCGCAAGAACAACAUGCUGGAGGGCUCCCAGAAGAGCUGGGCCGCGCCGCAGGCACGGAGCGGCGGCGGCAACAGCAGCUCCGGCGGCGCAUCCCUCUUCCGCAACACGACGCUCACCGGGCGGGCGCCGACCUCCUCUUCCUCCUCCUCCUCCUCCUCCGCGGGCACGGGCGACCUGUUCAACCUGCCCACGCAGAUCACCUCGGACAUGGAGCGGGCGACGGGCGCCGGCGGCAGCAAGAGCGACGGCAGCACCGGCACCACCGGCACCACCGAGACGAUGAGCACGUGGAGCGAGGACGAGUUCCUGCCCAAGCACUACGACGUGUCGGAGCCCGAGCUGCGCCUGCGCCCCUCGACCGGCCGCACGAUCCAGAUCAAGGGCAACGUCGACCUGGCCCGCGGCUUCCGCCUGCUGCACCGCGCCGUGUCCCAGAACAAGAUCAAGGCCCACGUCCGCCUGACCAGGUUCCACGAGCGGCCCGCGCUGAAGCGGAAGCGUCUCAAGCGCGAGAGGUGGCAGGAGCGGUUCAGGCAGGGCUUCAGGGCUACCAUCAACCGGGUCAUGGAGCUCAAGGCGCAGGGAUGGUAAAGGCGUAAAGGAGACGCGGCUGUGCGGUUGUAUAGACGGGGGUGGUUGGGGAGGGACGAAAGUUGAGGAUAUCAUGUGUGAACUACCUACCAAUGCUGGCUAGACACUGGUUCGCAUGGUAAAUGGUGUCAAUUGUACUUAUAGUUGCUCGAUACAAAAAAUAUGAAUCC